Molecule: messenger RNA, 12810 nt
Organism: Megalobrama amblycephala (Wuchang bream)
Lineage: Eukaryota; Metazoa; Chordata; Actinopteri; Cypriniformes; Xenocyprididae
Product: mucin-2-like
Cellular component (GO): extracellular matrix
Molecular function (GO): protein binding
Source: RefSeq, a predicted model, not a curated record
AAGGUGAAUGAGAAAUGAUAUAAAAGGGGGUAUGCAAAGAAAUCCAUCAGUACUGAAGCUCUACCUGUAGACCUCUCUCACCUCCCAUCAUGGAGUGGAGAACAUCUACAUACUGCAUACUGCUUCUGGCGCUUAUCGGCAUUCAGGUGGAUUCAAAGAACGUCUCUCCCAGUAACCAUGUCAACAACAUCUGCAGCAUGUGGGGAAACUUCCACUUCAAGACAUUCGAUGGGGACGUUUAUCAGUUCCCAGGCACGUGCGAGUAUAACCUGGUGUCUGACUGCCAAAGCCUCAUUCGCCAGUUCUCGGUUCAUGUGAAGAGAACUGAACACACCAAUGGCCCAAAGAUCAGCAGGGUGUCAGUUAGUAUCAAUGACAUUGCCGUUGAGUUGACCGAGAACCAGGUUGUGAUCAACGGACAAAAAGUAACACUGCCUGUGCAUGUCUCAGGGAUCCUUGUGGAAGAAAACACAAUUUACACUAAGCUCUAUUCCAAAAUGGGCAUCACUGUCACAUGGAACAAAGAGGAUGCAGUUAUGGUGGAACUGGACUCCAAAUAUUCCAAUCGCACUUGUGGACUGUGUGGUGAUUUUAAUGGAGUUCCAGUUUAUAGUGAGUUCAUUGAAUCCGGACGGAAGGUUGGCUAUACUGAGUUUGGAAAUAAGCACAGAGUUCCCAACCCAACACAUGACUGCGAAGAUCCUUUUGAAAACAUCGAUGAGCAAAAUGAGGUGGAUCAAUGUGAAAAAUAUCGGGCAGAUUGUGCAGACCUUUUGGAGGAGGAAAAGUGGUCUUCUUGUAGCUGGGUUUUGAACACUGAGCCAUAUAUCAAGGCCUGUACAAAUGAUAUCUGUUCGCGUGAACCUGAAGACGAAGACACCACCGCACUUUGUGCAACUUUGUCUGAAUAUUCACGUCAGUGUUCGCACGCUGGAGGAACUCCACCGACCUGGAGAACAGCAAAAUUCUGUGCUGUCACAUGCCCCUACAAUAUGGUACAUUCUGAAAGCGGCUCCCCCUGUAUGGACACAUGCUUACACAGAGACACAAACACACUGUGUGAGGAACACAACAUCGAUGGCUGCUUCUGCCCACCAGGAACUGUGUUUGAUGACAUCUCAAACACAGGCUGCAUCCCAGCAGAAAAGUGUCAGUGCAAGCAUGACCGUGUCUACAACACAGGAGAGGUUCUUCGCAAAGAUGAGGAAGAAUGUAUAUGUGAGGAGGGAAAGUGGAUCUGUGAGAGUAUUCCUGGCCCUGGCCUGUGCGCAAUAGAGGAAGGAUCUCACUUCACCACUUACGAUGGGAAAGAUUUCACUUUCCAUGGAGACUGCAACUAUGUGCUCUCAAAAGACUGUGAUGAGUCCAAGUUCAUCAUAUUGGGUCAGAUUGUUCCUUGUUUUACUCAUGAAACGGACACCUGUUUGAAAUCUGUUGUGGUGCUGUUUGACAACGACAAGAAAAAUCCUCUGAUUAUUAAAGCUGAUGGGACGGUACAACACAAUGCAGAAGUUUCACUUCCUUACAUGACAGCUGACUUCACAGUGUUCAUGCCGUCAUCGUUUCACAUCAUGCUUCAGACCUCCUUUGGGCUGCAGGUGCAGGUACAGCUGGUGCCUCUUAUGCAGGUGUACAUCACUGUGGACCAAAGCUUCCAGGGCAAGACUUGUGGUCUCUGUGGAAAUUUUAAUAAAGUGCUGUCUGAUGACCUGAAGACUCCUCAGGGAGUGGUGGAGGGUACAGCGGCUUCCUUCGCUAAUGCCUGGAAGGCCCUUUCCAACUGUCCCGACCGCACUGAGAGGAUGGAUGACCCCUGUUCCUACAGCAGUGACAGCGAGCACUUUGCCGAGCACUGGUGUUCCAAGAUGAAGGACAAGGAGAGCCUCUUUGCUAAAUGUCACAGCACUGUCAAUCCAGACAGCUACUACAAAAGAUGCAAAUACUCCAGCUGUACCUGUGAGAAGAGCGAGGACUGUCUGUGUACGGUGUUCUCCUCAUACGCCCGAGCCUGUGCGGCUAAAGGAAUAUUCCUCCAAGGCUGGAGAGAUAUUGUGUGUGAGAAGUAUACAGAGAAUUGCCCGGCCUCUCAGAAAUACUCCUAUCAGCUGCAGAGCUGCCAGCGUACCUGUCUUUCUCUCGCCUCUGAGCGCCAAAGCUGCAGCAUUCACUUUGUGCCCGUUGAUGGAUGCGCAUGUCCAGAAGGACUCUACCAGGAUGAGAAUGAACUGUGUGUACCUAUGGAAAAAUGUCCAUGUUAUCACAAUGGACAAAAAAUCCAUCCCGGCAAGUCUGUCACCAUUAGGGAUGAACACUGUGUUUGCAUGAAUGGAAAGUUCCACUGUCGUUCCUGGAAAACCCGAAUUCUGGGAUGUUCCUCUCCAAAGGUUUUCUUCAACUGCAGUACAGCAGGCCCAGAUGAACAUGGAUUGGAGUGUGCACAGACUUGUACGCAACAGGAAGUUGACUGUUUCUCGGUGGACUGUCAAUCUGGCUGCCAGUGUCCUUUAGGUCUAUUGGAUGAUGGCAGAGGACACUGCGUUAAACCGGAUAACUGCCCAUGUAAACAUGAUGGACAGUUUUAUGCACCAGGAUCUGAGAUAACCAUAGAUUGCAAUAAAUGCACUUGUCGACGGGGAAAAUGGAAAUGUACACAUUAUAAGUGUCCAGGCAUAUGCACCAUAUAUGGCAGUGGACAUUAUAUAACUUUUGAUCAGCAAAGAUUUGGCUUCAGCGGAGACUGCAGUUAUAUUGCUGCUCAGAAUAAUUGUGGAAAUAAAACUGGCAAUUUUCACGUGAUCACCGAGAAUAUGCCUUGUGGAACAACAGGAACUACAUGUUCAAAGGCUGUAGGGAUACUUUUGGGGAGGACUUGGCUGCUGCUUUCUGAUGGGACUGUAAAAGCCACUGAUACUGGAAGUGGUCCAAAGAUCAAGUACAAUGAGAGACACAUCGGAAUGUACCUUGUCAUUGAUGCUAACAUCGGACUGACAAUUUUUUGGGACCGCAAAACCACCGUCCGCAUCAUUCUGCAACCUCAACACAUGGGAGACGUUUGUGGCUUGUGUGGAAAUUUCAAUGGAAAUGGAAAAGAUGACUUCACGACUCAGGGAAAUUUGCCAACUACAAAUGUAUUGGAGUUUGUGGAUAGCUGGAAAGUGUUAAGCACCUGCCCUGAUGCAAAACCAGACUUUAACCCGUGCCUUGAGACCCCCAAUCGAGAGACAUGGGCAAAAAUACAAUGUAGCAUCAUAAAAGAAGAAACAUUCAAAGACUGCCAUAACAAGGUGGAUCCAAACCCAUAUUAUGAAAACUGUGUGAGGGACACAUGCUCAUGUGACACAGGUGGAGAUUGUGAGUGCUUCUGUACUGCUGUGGCAGCUUACGCUCAAGCCUGCAAUGAUGCGGGUGUUUGUGUCGCUUGGAGAACACCUGAGAUCUGCCCUGUGUACUGUGACUUCUACAAUGAACAUGGAGAAUGCACAUGGCACUACAGUCCUUGUCAUACACCUUGCUACAAAACCUGUCUCAACCCUGAUGGUAUCUGCAAUACCACUUUACCCAACCUAGAAGGAUGUUAUCCAAAAUGUCCAGAGGAUAAGCCUAUUUAUGAUGAGCAAAAUCAGAUCUGUGUGGAGGAAUGUACAACACCAGCACCUCCCACACCACCUACCCCCACACCGACAACUACCACAACGUCUACUACAACACCAGUACCUCCCACACCAUCUACUACAACACCAGUACCUCCCACACCAUCUACUACAACACCAGUACCUCCGACACCAUCUACUACAACACCAGUACCUCCCACACCACCUACCCCCACACCGACAACUACCACAACGUCUACUACAACACCAGUACCUCCCACACCAUCUACAACAACAUCAGUACCUCCCACACCACCUACCCCCACACCGACAACUACCACAACGUCUACUACAACACCAGUACCUCCCACACCAUCUACUACAACACCAGUACCUCCCACACCACCUACUCCCACACCGACAACUACCACGUCUACUACAACACCAGUACCUCCCACAUCUACUACAACACCAGUACCUCCCACACCACCUACUCCCACACCGACAACUACCACAACGUCUACUACAACACCAGUACCUCCCACACCGACAACUACCACAACGUCUACUACAACACCAGUACCUCCCACACCAUCUACUACAACACCAGUACCUCCCACACCACCUACCCCCACACCAACAACUAGCACAACGUCUACUACAACACCAGUACCUCCCACACCAUCUACUACAACACCAGUACCUCCCACACCACCUACCCCCACACCGACAACUACCACAACGUCUACUACAACACCAGUACCUCCCACACCAUCUACUACAACACCAGUACCUCCCACACCACCUACCCCCACACCGACAACUACCACGUCUACUACAACACCAGUACCUCCCACACCAUCUACUACAACACCAGUACCUCCCACACCACCUACUCCCACGCCGACAACUACCACAACGUCUACUACAACACCAGUACCUCCCACACCACCUACCCCCACACCAACAACUAGCACAACAUCUACUACAACACCAGUACCUCCACACAUCUACACAACACCACACAACGUCUACUACAACACCAGUACCUCCCACACCAUCUACUACAACACCAGUACCUCCCACACCACCUACUCCCACACCGACUACCACAACGUCUACUACAACACCAGUACCUCCCACACCACCUACCCCCACACCGACAACUACCACAACGUCUACUACAACACCAGUACCUCCUACAUCAUCUACUACAACACCUGUACCUCCCACACCACCUACCCCCACACCAACAACUACCACAACGUCUACUACAACACCAGUACCUCCCACACCAUCUACUACAACACCAGUACCUCCCACACCACCUACCCCCACACCAACAACUACCACAACGUCUACUACAACACCAGUACCUCCCACACCACCUACCCCCACACCGACAACUACCACAAUGUCUACUACAACACCAGUACCUCCCACACCAUCUACUACAACACCAGUACCUCCCACACCACCUACUCCCACACCGACAACUACCACAACGUCUACUACAACACCAGUACCUCCCACACCACCUACCCCACACCGACAACUACCACAACGUCUACUACAACACCAGUACCUCCCACACCAUCUACUACAACACCAGUACCUCCCACACCGACAACUACCACAACGUCUACUACAACACCAGUACCUCCCACUCCAUCUACUACAACACCAGCACCUCCCACACCACCUACCCCCACACCGACAACUACCACAACGUCUACUACAACACCAGUACCUCCCACACCAUCUACUACAACACCAGUACCUCCCACACCACCUACCCCCACAACAACUACCACAUUUUCAUCGACGUCACCAUGUAUUAUUAUAUGUGAGUGGUCUGAAUGGUUCAAUGUAUAUAAUCCUGCAUUAGGAGGUGGGGAUGACUUGGAGACGUAUGAAAAUAUUGCAGGAAGUGGAAAACAGAUCUGUGAACAGCCAGAAGAUAUUGAAUGUAGGGCUGUGGGCCAACCUGACAUGAGCUUUGAAGAUUUUAUUCAUUAUUCAAAACAAGUUGCCCAGUGCAAUGUUUCAUAUGGAUUGGUGUGUAAGAAAGAACAACAGAAUGCCCGACCCUAUAAAUGUUUUGACUAUGAAAUACGGGUUAAAUGCUGUUUUGAUUGUGCAACACCAGUACCUCCCACACCAUCUACCCCCACACCGACAUCUACCACAACAUCUACUACAACACCAGUACCUCCCACACCAUCUACUACAACACCAGUACCUCCCACACCACCUACCCCCACACCGACAACUACCACAACGUCUACUACAACACCAGUACCUCCCACACCACCUACCCCCACACCGACAACUACCACAACGUCUACUACAACACCAGUACCUCCCACACCAUCUACUACAACACCAGUGCCUCCCACACCACCUACCCCCACACCAACAACUAGCACAACGUCUACUACAACACCAGUACCUCCCACACCAUCUACUACAACACCAGUACCUCCCACAACGUCUACUACAACACCAGUACCUCCCACACCACCUACCCCCACACCGACAACUACCACAACGUCUACUACAACACCAGUACCUCCCACACCAUCUACUACAACACCAGUGCCUCCCACACCACCUACCCCCACACCGACAACUAGCACAACGUCUACUACAACACCAGUGCCUCCCACACCACCUACCCCCACACCGACAACUACCACGUCUACUACAACACCAGUACCUCCCACACCACCUACCCCCACACCAACAACUACCACAACGUCUACUACAACACCAGUGCCUCCCACACCACCUACCCCCACACCGACAACUACCACAACGUCUACUACAACACCAGUACCUCCCACACCAUCUACUACAACACCAGUACCUCCCACACCACCUACCCCUACACCGACAACUACAACGUCUACUACAACACCAGUACCUCCCACACCAUCUACAACACCAGUGCCUCCCACACCACCUACCCCCACACCAACAACUAGCACAACGUCUACUACAACACCAGUGCCUCCCACACCACCUACCCCCACACCGACAACUACCACAACGUCUACUACAACACCAGUACCUCCCACGCCAUCUACUACAACACCAGUACCUCCCACACCACCUACCCCCACACCGACAACUACCACGUCUACUACAACACCAGUACCUCCCACACCACCUACCCCCACACCGACAACUACCACAACAUCUACUACAACACCAGUACCUCCCACACCACCUACCCCCACACCGACAACUACCACAACGUCUACUACAACACCAGUACCUCCCACACCACCUACCCCCACACCGACAACUACCACAACAUCUACUACAACACCAGUACCUCCCACACCACCUACCCCCACAACGUCUACUACAACACCAGUACCUUCCACGCCAUCUACUACAACACCAGUGCCUCCCACACCACCUACCCCCACACCGACAACUACCACAACAUCUACUACAACACCAGUACCUCCCACACCACCUACCCCCACACCGACAACUACAACACCAGUACCUCCCACACCACCUACCCCCACACCGACAACUACCACAACGUCUACUACAACACCAGUACCUCCCACGCCAUCUACUACAACACCAGUACCUCCCACACCACCUACCCCCACACCGACAACUACCACGUCUACAACAACACCAGUACCUCCCACGCCAUCUACUACAACACCAGUACCUCCCACACCACCUACCCACACGACAACUACCACGUCUACUACAACACCAGUACCUCCCACACCACCUACCCCCACACCGACAACUACCACAACAUCUACUACAACACCAGUACCUCCCACACCACCUACCCCCACACCGACAACUACAACACCAGUACCUCCCACACCACCUACCCCCACACCGACAACUACCACAACGUCUACUACAACACCAGUACCUCCCACGCCAUCUACUACAACACCAGUACCUCCCACACCACCUACCCCCACACCGACAACUACCACGUCUACAACAACACCAGUACCUCCCACGCCAUCUACUACAACACCAGUACCUCCCACACCACCUACCCCCACACCGACAACUACCACGUCUACUACAACACCAGUACCUCCCACACCACCUACCCCCACACCGACAACUACCACAACGUCUACUACAACACCAGUACCUCCCACACCGACAACUACAACACCAGUACCUCCCACACCACCUACCCCCACACCGACAACUACCACAACGUCUACUACAACACCAGUACCUCCCACGCCAUCUACUACAACACCAGUACCUCCCACACCACCUACCCCCACACCGACAACUACCACGUCUACAACAACACCAGUACCUCCCACGCCAUCUACUACAACACCAGUACCUCCCACACCACCUACCACACCGACAACUACCACAACAUCUACUACAACACCAGUACCUCCCACACCACCUACCCCCACACCGACAACUACCACGUCUACUACAACACCAGUACCUCCCACACCAUCUACUACAACACCAGUGCCUCCCACACCACCUACCCCCACACCGACAACUACCACAACGUCUACUACAACACCUGUACCUCCCACGCCAUCUACUACAACACCAGUACCUCCCACACCACCUACCCCCACACCGACAACUACCACAACGUCUACUACAACACCAGUACCUCCCACACCACCUACCCCCACACCGACAACUACCACAACAUCUACUACAACACCAGUACCUCCCACACCACCUACCCCCACACCGACAACUACCACGUCUACUACAACACCAGUACCUCCCACACCAUCUACUACAACACCAGUGCCUCCCACACCACCUACCCCCACACCGACAACUACCACAACGUCUACUACAACACCUGUACCUCCCACGCCAUCUACUACAACACCAGUACCUCCCACACCACCUACCCCCACACCGACAACUACCACAACGUCUACUACAACACCAGUACCUCCCACACCACCUACCCCCACACCGACAACUACCACAACAUCUACUACAACACCAGUACCUCCCACACCACCUACCCCCACACCGACAACUACCACGUCUACUACAACACCAGUACCUCCCACACCAUCUACUACAACACCAGUGCCUCCCACACCACCUACCACACCGACAACUACCACAACGUCUACUACAACACCUGUACCUCCCACGCCAUCUACUACAACACCAGUACCUCCCACACCACCUACCCCCACACCGGCAACUACCACAACGUCUACUACAACACCAGUACCUCCCACACCACCUACCACACCGACAACUACCACAACAUCUACUACAACACCAGUACCUCCCAACCACCUACCCCACACCGACAACUACCACGUCUACUACAACACCAGUACCUCCCACACCAUCUACUACAACACCAGUGCCUCCCACACCACCUACCCCCACACCGACAACUACCACAACGUCUACUACAACACCUGUACCUCCCACGCCAUCUACUACAACACCAGUACCUCCCACACCACCUACCCCCACACCGACAACUACCACAACACCAGUACCUCCCACACCACCUACCCCCACACCGACAACUACCACAACGUCUACUACAACACCAGUACCUCCCACACCACCUACCCCCACACCGACAACUACCACAACAUCUACUACAACACCAGUGCCUCCCACACCAUCUACUACAACACCAGUACCUCCCACACCACCUACCCCACACCGACAACUACCACAACGUCUACUACAACACCUGUACCUCCCACGCCAUCUACUACAACACCAGUACCUCCCACACCACCUACCACACCGACAACUACCACAACGUCUACUACAACACCAGUACCUCCCACACCACCUACCCCCACACCGACAACUACCACAACAUCUACUACAACACCAGUACCUCCCACGCCAUCUACUACAACACCAGUACCUCCCACACCACCUACCCCCACACCGACAACUACCACAACGUCUACUACAACACCAGUACCUCCCACAUCACCUACCCCCACACCGACAACUACCACAACGUCUACUACAACACCAGUACCUCCCACACCACCUACCCCCACACCGACAACUACCACAACAUAUACUACAACACCAGUACCUCCCACACCACCUACCCCCACACCGACAACUACCACAACGUCUACUACAACACCAGUACCUCCCACACCAUCUACUACAACACCAGUGCCUCCCACACCAUCUACUACAACACCAGUACCUCCCACACCACCUACCCCCACACCGACAACUAGCACAUCUACAACACCACACAACGUCUACUACAACACCAGUGCCUCCCACACCACCUACCCCCACACCGACAACUACCACAACGUCUACUACAACACCAGUACCUCCCACACCACCUACCCCCACACCGACAACUACCACGCAGUCUACUACACCAGUACCUCCCACACCACCUACCCCCACACCGACAACUACCACAACGUCUACCACGACACCUGUACCUCCCACGCCAUCUACUACAACACCAGUACCUCCCACACCACCUACCCCACACCGACAACUACCACAACGUCUACUUCAACACCAGUACCUCCCACACCAUCUACUACAACACCAGUACCUCCCACACCAACAUCUAAUACAACAAAAAUAACUCCUGAAACUGGAACAACGACAAAACCAGAGACUUCACCACAAAUUAUCAUAACAACAACUACCACAAAGCCUACUACGAAGAUAACUACUACACCUACUCCUACACCUACUCCUACACCAACUCCACACUACGACUGUCCUGAAUGGGACAAAAAUACCAACGAGACCUUCAUCUUGUGUAACUGCACCAUGGCAAGGUGCAUUGAAGACAACGUCAUUGAAAUUAUCCCAUUUGAAUGUCCUCCACUGCAGAACAUCACCUGUGAAAAUGGCAAGAAUCCUGUGCUUGUUUAUGAUGAGCACUACUGCUGCCAAUAUUACACAUGUGACUGCUUUUGUGAAGGCUGGGGUGAUCCGCAUUACAUCACAUUUGAUGGACUCUUCUACAGUUAUCAAGGAAACUGCACUUACAUAUUAAUGGAGGAAAUAAGGCCUCAUUACCAUUUAAAGAUCUACAUUGACAAUGUCUAUUGUGACCCUGUUGAGCAUGUAUCCUGUCCCAGAUCCAUUAUUGUGUCUUACAACAAACAAGUCAUAACACUUAAGAAUCACAAUCUCAUCGGAGGUGCAGACCUAGAGGUUAUUAAGGAUGAUGUUAAGUUAAAUCUGCCAUAUGCUUUCAAUGGUGUGAGGGUUAUAAGCUCAGGUCUAGACUUGUUCCUGAGUAUUCCACAGCUGGGUGUUGAUAUAACAUUUGGAGCCACUGGCUUUAGCAUCAACCUGCCAUUCCAGCAUUUCGGAAACAACACACAAGGUCACUGUGGAACGUGCAACAACAACCAGGCUGAUGACUGCAUGCUUCCUGGAGGGAUCUUGGUGGACGACUGUGCAGUGAUGGCGGAUUACUGGCCAGCCAGUGGUGUGAAUGGUGAAAUGUGCACUCCACCAACUGCAUUACCUACCGUUGGUGGUGAUAUCAAACCUACAACUGAGCCAUGCCAGGCCCAUCCUGAGUGCAACCUCCUCAGCAGCGAGCUGUUCGAAGCAUGCCAUUCCCAUGUGUCCCCCGAAAAAUUCUUUUUAGGAUGUCAAUAUGAUAGUUGUCAUAUGAGCAACCCUGCCGUGGUGUGUACCAGUCUGCAGAGCUACGCAAGGGCUUGUUCUCAAUUAGGGAUCUGCAUACACUGGAGGAACUACACUAACCUUUGCAAUAUUGAAUGCCCAGCAGAUAAAGUCUUCAAUCCUUGUGGUCCAGCUGAGCCACCAAGCUGUGAUGAUAUACCUGGACAGAACACCAUCAUAGUGCCCACAGAGGGCUGCUUCUGUCCUGAGGGCACGAUGCUCUUCAACAAGGAGACAGGAGUCUGUGUGAACAAAUGCGGAUGCCUGGACUCCUCUGGGACACCACGCGAGUUCGAUGAGGUUUUCGAGUACAACUGUGAAGAGUGUAUCUGUGAUAAGGCCAGCAAAUCAGUGAUCUGUAAGCCCAAGAAGUGUUCUGAUGCGACUCCUGAGAGCUGCACUGAUCCUGGCUUCGUGCUUGUCAAUGUCACCAAUCCUUCAGACCCAUGCUGCAGCAAACAAGUUUGCAAUUGUGAUGUCAACAUGUGCCCACCUUUGGAUAAAAAGUGUACAGUCGGAUAUGCGCCAGUCCUGGAAGUGCCUAACGGAAAAUGCUGUCCAGAAAUCAAAUGCGAGCCAAAGAAAGUGUGUGUCCACAAAAACAUUGAGUAUGAGCCUGGUACCGACAUCCCAGUCGUUGACUGUCAGGAAUGUAGCUGUACAUGGGACGUGGAUCCUAAAACGCAGCUGUUCAAGAUCAAAUGUGGAUUUGUGCAGUGCAAUGAGGAAUGUGAUCGUGGUUAUAAAUAUGUUGAAACAAGCUUGGACGAAUGCUGCGGAAAGUGUGUGCAAACUCACUGCAUCGUCAACAUCAAUGGCUUCAAUCAAAUACUGCCGGAAGGAGCCACUUUGCCCAUUCCAAACCAGGGCUGUGACAAAAUCACAUGCACUAAAGUUAAUGGACAGUUCAUCGCCGACAAACACACAGUCCAGUGUCCUCCUUUCAACAUUUCCAACUGCCAGCCUGGCACCGUUCAGGUGACAGCUGAUGGCUGCUGCUAUGUUUGUGUGGACAAAAUCAAGGGAUGUCAAGUACAGACCGCUCAUGAUUACAUAAAUCACAAUGACUGUCAAUCAGAGAGGAAAAUGGACCUGACAUUUUGUGGUGGAGAUUGUACCAGUUUUAGCAAGUACACAGAACCUGGGUUGUCAUCAUGUAGCUGUUGCCAGGCCAAACGCUCAAGUAAUCGCACAGUGAAUCUUGGUUGCGUAAAUGGAGAUGUAAUAACCCACACAUACAUCCAUGUUGAAGAGUGCUCCUGUAGCAAAACUAACUGUCAUGCAAUGGGAGCGAGCCUAACACUCACUGAAGACGACGAAAGAAAACGCAGCUUCGGACUUCCGUGAGCAGCAGCAGUGAAUCAUUGACCCAAACUCUCUAAAAAACUACUCUCAAGUAUCUUUGAUCAGAAAUUAAUUUAAAUUGCACAUGCUUUGUUUAACAUUUCUUUAUCUAUAGAGCUUUUAAUUUUUCUUUGUUAAAUGUGAACUCUUUUGCUUGCUUGAAAUAAAAAAGCAAUUAAAAAGGCAUCUUAAAACUAAA